AUGGGAAACAAUAGUGUCUGCUUAGGAGAGAUCCAGAACAAUGCUCCUCGUCAAGGAUCUCCCGACACCAAAUGGAAAAGAGAAGAUCUAAAAUCAGGUUCAUGCGUUUAAACACUAAUGGAUAAAGAAAAUACUAAUUUCUUUAAGAUGGUCCAAUGUGGACCCUCGACACCUUACUAUAAAAAUGAACAUUCGGCAACAAGAUGGGCCCAAGCAAUCUCCACUUUGAAAUAUGUCGAUGACAUCCAAACUACCAUCAAUCUACUAUACAAUAGAUCUGAAUUCGAAGAACUAGUGCUUUUAGGACCACCCAAAUAGUAUAGAUGGGCUACUUGGAAGGCUCUUCUUACUAAUGGAUAAAUUCAAUUGUCGUACGAAAAGUAUCUGGAAUAUAUGCCAAUUGAUGAGAAAAGCAUUCUGAAAGAUAUUGACCGAACGUUGGUGAACCAUGCGUUAUUUAAACAUGAGAGUUGUGGCCAGGAAUAACUUAAAAGAAUACUCUUUGCCAUAUCAAACGCAUUGCCAGGAGUGGGUUAUUGUUAGGGAAUGAACUUUGUCUGUGCUCUAACUUUGAUUGUGUCUGGCUGCGAUGAACACAAGACUUUUCAAUGCUUUAUGUAAAUGCUAACCAAUGAAAAACACUUACUUUGCUUUAAUUUUUGUCAUGAUAUGCCAAUGCAUUUCUUCUUUACCAAAUUGAUACAUCAUUUAAUUCGCAAAAAGUUUCCUAAAUUGAAUCUGAAAAAUGUGAAUGAUUCACUUUGGAUAAGCAAAAUGAUUUUAUCGUUGUUUAUAUAUGUAUUUAAAUUAGAUGAUUGCAUUAGAUGUUGGGAUUAUCUGAUGGUAAGGGGAAUGAUUCGAGGGAUUCCUGAAUUAAUAUUAGGCUUCAUUGAUGUGACUUACAAACAACUUGAGUAAUUUAAAGAGGAGGAUUAUGGUUUUAAUUUUUAAGGCCAUGAAAGUAGCAUAAUCUAAUUCAAUGUUGGGGAAUUGAUAUAUGCAGCCAAAUAGAAACACAGCAUAGAUAGGUAGUUGAUCUCAAGAUUGGCUAUGAAAAUGAGAAAAAACAAGCCAUCAUAAUUAUUAGACUUGCUGUCUCAUUUCGAAAACAUCCAAACUUACAGAAAACAUGUUUAAUUUUAUAUGAAGACCAUAUUUGAUUUAUACUGA
This is a messenger RNA of Paramecium octaurelia, 1170 nucleotides long. NCBI's taxonomy places the organism in Eukaryota, Ciliophora, Oligohymenophorea, Peniculida, Parameciidae. The record is from the annotation of a GenBank genome assembly.